This is a messenger RNA of Homarus americanus (American lobster), 9663 nucleotides long. RefSeq names its product angiomotin-like. Gene Ontology annotation, cellular component: plasma membrane; cytoplasmic vesicle; bicellular tight junction. NCBI's taxonomy places the organism in Eukaryota, Metazoa, Arthropoda, Malacostraca, Decapoda, Nephropidae. The record is from RefSeq and is a predicted model, not a curated record. The coding region runs from base 132 to 4448 and encodes 1438 amino acids. Gene Ontology annotation, biological process: actin cytoskeleton organization; regulation of cell migration. The transcript is spliced from 15 exons.
UCGUGAUCCUCUUCUGUUUCAACACGGAAAUAACACUAAUUCUUGCAAGAGGUUGAGGGCAGAGAUGUUUGUGUUUUCUCCAGAUUUCUCAUAAGGGCAGCAGAGAGAGCAUAGUGUGCCAUGACCUAGCCAUGACCUCACAGCAUCAUGAUAUCAAGUCCUCCCAGCAGCACGCCACUCCCAAUGACAACACAUUCUUCACCUCCCAUCGCAACACCCUUGCACACACCCAAGGCACUUUGUAUGGCCAGAGCUUUAGUGGAAGUGAGACAGAUGUGAGCACUUCAACAGAAAAUCUGAGUCCAGAGGAACGCUACGCUUUAGAGCACACUCAACGGCAAGAGCCUCAGGGCCAAGAGAAUGUUGGGAACAUUGCUAACACCAUGGCUAAUUUACAUCUCUCUAGGGCAUCACCAGUAGUGACAAGUGGGGCUUCCAAUGUGUCCACUGUGAGAUCUAAUGAGUGCAAUGCAUCCAUAAGUAGCAGCACCAACACCCUGAUAAUCCACAACUCUGUGAGUGAUGAUCUCUUACAUCAUAGGUGGACUCCUGGUGGCUACUCUACUCCCAUGGCUGCCAGAAAAUCAAUGUCUGCAAGCCUCCUUGAUGGUCAAGAAGGAGGACCUCCCCUAUACAACCCUCAAAUACACCAUCUCAACAUGGAAUCUCUCAAACUCAACUCUCCUCUUCUUAAUUCUUCUGUUCUCACCUCAUCUGCACUAGACUCCUCAUCCAUUAAUACCAAUCUACUCAGUACUUCAUUAAAUUCUUCUAUCUUGGGCUCGUCUGUGCUAACCCAAAAAACAUCUGUUCCUUCAUACCUUAGCCAAAGCAGUAUUCCUCAGUCACCGAAAUUGUCUUCCCGUAUUGCUAUGAAGUACCAAACUGCCACUGACUUACCAGAUAUCCCUUCCUCAUACCUGGAUCAAUCUGAAGUGCUUAAGCAUCUUCUCAAGUGUGAAGGUAAAGGAAGUGGAUGUAGUGAUCAGAGUGCUUCCAGUUCUAACAGUGGUAUCAACUUGAUGACUGAAAAUACUGGCACAAUGAUGAGGGAUUUGUCACGAGCUCCAUUACUGAGUGAUCUGGAUGGCACUGUGAACUAUGACUUACUGAACUUGCCACCUCCUCCAGCAUACCCUAUGUGGAGACUGAAAGAGUCUGAAAAGCAAGAGCAGCAAAUGGAUUUGGCAAAGCAAGGAAUUGAAAAGUCACAUUUAUCAAGGUCACAUCCAGACCUGACGAGACUAAAUAAUGCCAAAGAAGCCACUAGUCCCAAGGAAUUGAUAAAUCAAAGAGUUGUAUCUGGACAGAUUGACUAUGCAGAUGGUCCCAUGCAGGAAAUGGCAGAUAUUUUAGCUCAGGAAAACAAUGCUUUGAAAAUGGAAGUGGAUUUGUAUCAUAGGAAAGUUGCCAAACUUCAGCGGUUUGAAAUGGAAAUCAUCAAAGUACAUGAUGCCCAUGAAGCUCUGGUAAGGUCAUCUGAGCGCCGAGAACAACUAGAGCGGCUUGCACGUCACAAAUUACAUGCUGAGGUUAAGCGCCUCACUGAGUUAAAUGCAGAUCUGAAAGAUCAGGUAGAUGUUCUCUCAACUCAGAUUGCUAACCGUCCUUUGCCAACGGAUAGCAGUGAUGCCCUUCGAAAAGAGCUAAAUAAAAGGGAUGUCUUCAUUGCCCAACUGAUAUCACAGAAUAAGGAACUAAUUGCUGCUAAGGAACGCCAGGAAAUUGAGCUGACUGCCCAAAGACAAACACUUAACGAACAACGAACACACAUAGAUAUCUUAGACUCUGCUCUCACUAACGCUCAGGCUAAUGUGGUGAAACUGGAAGAAGAGUUACGAAAGAAGCAGAAUUUAGUGGAACAAGCAGGACAACUGAAGCGCCUAUUAGUGUCCCUCCAGUUGGCUGCUGAUAGGAGGGAACAAUCCGAGAAGAAUCUUCGCUAUAAACUGGAGAAAGAAAUUGAACAGCUACGUCUUGGUUCUAAACAGGAAGGACCUGGGAGCAAGUUAAGUGACCUGCGGCGAGAGAUACGAGAGAAAGAUGAGAAAAUUAUGAUUCUUGAGGGGGAAGUUACAAAGUGGGAGCAGCGCUACUUGCAAGAGUCAGCAAUGAGGCAGCUUGCUAUAGAUGCUGCAUCCAUGCCCAAAGAUGCCAAAAUUGCUGCCUUAGAAAAAACUAGCCAGGAGAGUGAGCGCCACAUCGCCCAGGCAAAGUCAGACAAACUGCGCCAAUUGGAUGAGAUCCACAGCAUGAGUAAGAAGCAAGCGGAGUAUGAAGCCAGGAACCGCGAACUGGAAAGCCACGUAGCGGAGCGUGAUGCUAUGAUACGUGUUUUGCAAAGACGUGCUGAGGAAAAGGAGGCCUUAUACCAAAAAGUCCUUAUGAGAAACUCACUGAACACUGGAAAAAGCUUGGAUGGUAGAAGCAACAGCAGUAACACAAGUAUGGUCCACAGUAACCAGGCAUCAACAAUUCACUCACACAGCAGUAGUGGGAUAGGGGGAACUGGGGCUGGUUCCAGUACCCCAGGUACACCAAGACGAGAUGAAGAGCUCGGAUGUGCCCCGCCUAUCCCUCCAUUCCCAUCCCUGAGCCACAUGUCUAUGAGUAAUUCUUCUACAAAACAUAAUGCCAUCAAUCCCUACUUGGACCUUGCAUCGCCUUCCUUUACAUCGACAUGCAUUGCUUCCACUUCUGCUUCAUCCACCUCAUCAGUAUCGAUGGGUCUAGAAAAUCAGGCUAGUGGUCGACUGAGCGGGUCUCGUGAUCAUGCUGAUGAACAGAAAAGGAUGGACAGCUGUAGGGGAGCAUGCCAUUCACCUGCAACACUCCCCGACUUGGAUACUUUGAGUUCAGACGACCUUCUGGGUGAUGUUGAUGAUGGCAUGCACGGAAAGCUGCGUGUGGUGUGUUUUCCAGGACUGGCUCAUUCUAGCUCUACAACUGGAGAAGGCACGGUACCCCAGCCACUACUGGCGUGUGUAGAGCCUCAUCCUUCCUUGCUCCCAUCCCCUCAACACCCAACCAGUGAUCUAUCAUAUCUAGGCCUCAAUAGGGGUUUGGAUUGUUCCUCCUUGGUCCACGCCCAUCCACACAGUGAUGCUCCUGCCCUCUCCUGUCCACCAUAUGAUCCUCCACCAUCGUAUCCUUUGGAGGUCACAAGUAAGGUUCCUCCUCCACCCUCAAGAGACAUUUCAUCCAUGGCAGCUCCACAGUCACAGACUCAAGUGGGGCAUGAAGCAACACUGCAGAAUGUGAAUGUACGACCUGCAGGCCACCCACGUGGUGAUCCUCCUCCUUACCAUGGUCGUCAUGAAGUAUUCUCUCAGCAGUAUGGAGGCACAGGAUUACAACCACCACCAGUUAAUACUACUGAGCAGUUACCUGCUCCACUAAUACCAGGCAGCCCACCCAUGAAUUUUAACCGUCGAAGGGGUCCUAAAAUGUCUCCUAGUGCCCCAAAUCUUGCUACUGAUAUGCCUGUACCUCGACCUCCCAUGUGUCGUAACCCACAUCACCCAACAGUCGCUUGCAGGAAAUGUAACAGUGUUCGUAGUAGCAACAGGCAGAAUGCUGCUAUCCUAGUUCGUCGGGCUAACUCAAGUGCAGGUCACACUUACAGAAAUUCCGCACCUCUUGCAGCAUGCCAGGCAGGCCUCGACACUGACGAUGCCCCAAGUAUCCUGGCUCGUCUCAGAAGAGAAUGGGAAAUGGGAAAUAUCCCAUCAUUUGGAAACAACUCAGUCCCACAGAGUUUGUCAUCUCAUACUGAGACUCAAUCAAAACCUUUCACUUCAAAUGCCACUGCUAGAGAUAAACAGUCUCAAAAUUCUACUGUAACAGAUUCAUCACAAGAACCUUCUAAAGAGAAACAGUUACAAAAAGAGCAGUCCUUACAACAAAACUUUACAUCAAAUGAAGCUGUAAAGAACCAACAGCAUCAAAAUCAACAUACUUCAGAGAAAACAAUUAAUAAUCAAGAGCAACAAACACAAUCAUCAAUAUUAAGAAACUCUUCAUCUGAUACAAAGAGUCAAAAACAGCAGACAUUAACAGUAUUAACUAACACAAGACAUGAGCAAGUGACUGGAUCAAAAUCCAAUUUACCUAUUUCUACCAUCCCUCUUUCCAGUCAGAGUACUAACCUCUCCCAAUCAACAUCAUCUGCUAAACCCAACCUUUCUAGUAGGGUACAGAACUUAUUUAGUUCACCAUUAAAUCUGUCUGACAUUUCCAACUCUAACACCAUCACAACAGAUGCCAAGAAUAAUACAGUAUUUUCUGUAAACAAUAAAGUUUCAAGCCAGGAUCAGACAGCUAAGAAAAAUGAUAUAAAUCAACUUAAUAAUAACCAGGAGGGUAAAAUAGAGUUAAUAAUUUUAGAAGAUACAGAUCAACUGAAAACAUCAAAAGAUAUCACUAAACCUUUGCAGGAUAUUAUAUGAUAUACAAUGAUUUCUUAAAUUUGUCUGAAAGUGUACAAUCACUUGGUUGAUUGGAUUUUGACCCUGUGAUAAGUUGCUCCUCUGAAUGCCCCAUGUACAAUGGAGUUAGAAGAGUUGUCUGGAUCAUCAACUUGAUCCACAACAAGAUCUUCAAAUUGAGGAUGUCUUCAAGAUCUGAUUCACAGUAUACAUGGAAUCCUGUUUGUGAUUCCUUGUUAUUUGGAGAGGUGAUACUCUCUGUACUGAUGUGAUGAUACAGGUGCCCUUUCCUAGAGCUCUGAGGCUACAGUUGAAAGAUAUCGGUCCGUCCAAAUCAAUCCCGACUCAGUAUUUUAGUAUUGGAUCAUGUGAUCCUGUGACAGUUUAUUGAUUUUAUGUACAAUUUGUCAUUGUGGCCAAGAUAAAACUACCUGUUUCUUAGAUUUGAAAUAUGUAAAUCCUUCUUUUAAAUACAUUACAAUUUCAGGGUAAAUUGUAUUGUAAAUUUGAACAGCCCACAUCUUGACAUUUUGAUAACUAAUCAAGUCUAAUCUGAAGACUUUAUUUUCUUAUCAAAUAGAUAUUUAAUUGAAUAUCCAAACUGACACGGAAUUAUUUUUGUUGGACUGUAUAUAUUUAGAAUACUUGGGGAAGAUUGACUUUUCCUAUUAUAGUCACCUUGGCUUUAAGUGGUUAUAUUGAUGUAUUGAUUUUUUUUUUUAUGUGAUCUUGAAAACUGGAUAAUUGGUAAAGAUGCUGCUGAAGAAUGGUUUGCUGUUUUGGUCAUUGCUAAAUUUUCCCAUUUACAGUAUGUCUGAUGUGACAAAGUCUUUCAAGAGAUUUUUUUUCUUUUGUGAUAAGACGUCUGAAGUUAGCAGUAAUGAACAAACUUGCUGUCAUACAGGUUGUCAGUUGGUGCCAUGGUUGCAAUUGUCAAUGGAAAUUUUGUGCCAUUACUGUUGUGUGAUGGUCUGUGCCUAGUGAAGAAUAUCUUACAUUGGUGCUAUUUUGAGUCACGUGUCCAAGUAAUAUUAACAAUAGAAAUUAGUACUGUAUAUUCAUACAUGUAAGGUAAUGUUUCUUGUUUAUAUAGAUCUGUAUCUCGAUUAUCUUGGUAUUUCUUUUUACUCAGAUUUAUGGACAGUUCACACGAGUAGCAUUUGUUAAAAGCAAUUCAGCAGAGAACUGUUAAUAAAUAGAAAAAAAUGAUCUCCAGGACAGUCAAGACUUUUAUAUACUGCAAAUGUACAUUGAAGGAUCCAGUGUACAGUUUGUUAGAUAAUGUGUAUAUCCAGUUAUUUAUGACUGCAUUAUUGGUGGAUUUAUUUGUAAUUUUUUUUAAUAAGAUGCACAUGAGAUUUUUUAAUAACUUCAAAUUGUACUUUUUUAUGCUUUAUUUCUAAUAGAAAGGGUUGAUACAGCAGUGUGUAAUAAGAGGAUGUUCUGUUACUUCUGAAAUUUAGUUUUCCAGUUGUGAAAUACUGUACUGUAUAUCUGUAAUUAUCACCCAUAAGCCUAACUGUACAGUAGAUUAUGAUCAAUUUUCACUUGGAAGCUGAAGUGGAUUAAAUGUCUCCUUAUACUGUAGUCUUGCAUUAAAAGCUAUGCAGUGUGAUAAUGGUAUUCUUCUGUGAUACUGGGUAUUUACUUGGUUAUGUCUUUGAGCAUUAUAUGGUUAAAUCAUUCAUAAGAUUGGGAAAUGUAUUGACAUUUUGUUAUCAAGUAGUAAGUGUAAAUGUGCUUUCAUUAGUGUUCUGAGAAUUCUCUUAACCAUUUAUGCAUAAAUGGGAGACAUAUCACAUUGGGUUUAGAAAAUAAUAAUUUGCUACUCCCACAUUCCUGAGAAGCCAGGUUUCAUCUUGAUGCUGAGGUGAGUUGGCAGUGUCACUCACUGUGGCAUGCACAGAGCUGGCCUCUGUCAUCUAAGUUCCUGCACCACCUGACCCUUCCUUGCCCAAGUGACUGCCACCUCACUCGCUGAAUUAUGUAUUUUGUAUUAAUUUUAACCCUCACACACAUGCCACAAAUUGCGUCAUAUCAUUUGCAUUGGUGUCAUGAAUCGUGUCAUAAAACGUUAAAAGUUUAAUGAUGCGAUUCAUGUCGCCGAGGCAAAUAAUUUUACAUGAAUUGCUUCAUUAAACUUUAACCCUCUAGCGCAUCAUGAUGCAAAUCGCGUCAAAUCAUAUUCAUCAGUAAUGCAAAUCACGUCAUUAAACUUUAAAGUUUGUUGAUAUGAUUCACUGUCACCAAUGUCUAUGAUUUGAUGUGAUUUGUGUCAUGAUGCGCAGGAGGAGGGUUAAUGACUAAGUUACAAGUAGGAAAUGCCCUCAAUCUUUCAAACUCAAUAAAGAGUAACUGUAAAUUUAUAAACUUAAGCACUACAUAUGUGGGUCAACUGUGUUUUUGCAGUCAUUUAUCAGGAAUUUAUUUGUGCCAAUUGUCUCCCAAAUUAGACUAGUGUAGUUUAUCAUUUUUUUUUUUUUUUAACAAAUGGAAAUAAUUCGGUUCCAAACCCAGUAUCACAUUUCUAUACCCAAUGGCUGCACAAUGGAUUAGCUAAGGAAAAAAUCUCUUAAAUGAUUUUUUGUUAACUAAGAAACAUGGGAAAAUCAUGGACUACCAUUAUCUUUGACUAGCAAAGUUUAAUAUUGCUUCACAUGCUUUUCAUAUUUCCCCAGUUGAAUUAUUCGGGAGUCUUAUCCAUGAUCAGAAAAUUUCAAUAUACAGUAGUGUAUGUGGAUGAAUUAUAAUUCAAAAUAUAUCUUUGAUGUUACUUUAUGCUGUAAACAAUUUAUGUUUAAUAAUGUAUUUAGUAAAGCAUACAAAAGUGAAACACUUCAGCCUUUUGCAUAAAAUUGGGACAGCAUGAUUUUAGUAUCGUAUGAAAUAUUACUCUGAAAAGAAAAUAUACUUGUCGCUGACAUAUAUAAAUUAGGUUGGCUCAAAAAAAUUAAAAUAAAAAAAAAAUUUGAAUUGUCAUAUUAAUAUACAAGUCUGCAUGGACAAAAUCAGAAAGAUUGGACAGUACUGCAUUAGAGACCCCAACACACUCAUUUUUUUUUAUUUGAUAAAUCUAAAUGUCUAUGAGGCCCACUUUAAAAUUUCUAUAUAAGCAUUGUCACAUUUCUCAUUAAAAAUUGCUGUACGUAAUUGCCUAUUUAAUAAUUUUCAAAAGUACAGUUAAUCCUUUUGUUUUCAAUUUAUUUUUUAAAUGAAUUUGUAACUAGGUACCGGUAAACACAUUGGGCUUUUUAUCUCUCUCUAUGAAAAAUUAGACAUGGUUAGGACCUCUAAAUACUGUAUUAUCCAAUUUUUCUGUAUUUUUCUUGCAGACUUUUUAUUUUGACAUGGAACAGAGGCAGCCUUGUUGAGAAUGACAAUUCAAACUUUUUUCUGGAGGGCCAACCAAAUAUGCAGUUUAUAUAAUGCGAAUGAUCCACAAAAUCUUGAGCUGGUGACCUAAGGAUGGUUAUUGCAUCAAGUGUAGAAGAAUAGUUAAGUCCUAGUAUAAUGUGCUCAUGAUUAUGUGUAAAUGUAGUGUAUCUUUUGUAUAGGAUUUUCAUUUAAUGUCUUAGUAUUAGAGCUUUGGUUUAUGUUCCUGUUUUAUUUCAACCAAAGAAGUUAAUGGCUUAUGAUUCGAGCUGUAUUUAGUUCUUUUUGUCUGCAUUUUUGCUAUCAACAGCCUUGCACUACUUUCAGAGCAAAUAAUAUAUCCAAGAUAUGAAUCAUUAAUUUUCAAUUUGACUUUUUUAAAGGGAUGAAGACCUACUUUAUUCUCAAACAGUGUUUGUUUUCUGUUAGAACAUGAAUAUACACAAACAUAUACACAAAUUUGCAAAAUAAUUCAAAUACUGUACUAACAAAAAAUUAUUGGUUUAAAAUUUUUUACACAGUGCACAAAUUAAAAUUAUAUCCACCUGGAUGGAGAGAAAAACAAGAGAGUAAGAAAGCAAGAUGUAAAUUUAAUGGUUCCAAAUUUAUUACCGAUGCCAAAUUUCUGUUUGGCGUAUUUUUACAUGCAUGAGUCCUGAAAAUUUUACAAAUGAUUCCAAAGAUAAAUCUUAAACCAGAAAAAGACAUUCUAAAAUCUAUGAUGUGCAUUGCCAACAGUAUUUACCUACAUUAUUCAAGAAAGAGGACAUGGUAAUGUCAGUUAAUGGGAUCAUACAGUGGUCUGUUUAAACCUGGUCACUCUUGUCAUUAAACACACUGACCUGAUUAUAUAUAUAUAUAUAUAUAUAUAUAUAUAUAUAUAUAUAUAUAUAUAUAUAUAUAUAUAUAUAUAUAUAUAUAUAUAUAUAUAUAUAUAUAUAUAUAUAUAUAUAUAUAUAUAUAUAUAUCAACAGGUAAUGUUGUAAAGGCUAGAUACCUGACUCAGCAGGAGCACCAUGUUGAUACUAAGUGGCAAGUUAGUAUGCUUUUGUGUAGAAAUUUGACUGAUUUACAUUGUAAGGGUUAAACUGUAUUUGAUAAGAUUAACUUUUCAAACAUAAUAAUAGUUGUUGGAUUUAUUUUUGAUGGACUUUUUUGUAUUAAAGAGGACCAUGUAUAGAUUUGGUUAGUCAAGCAUAACAUUUACAGUUCAUGAUUUGAAACAAAAAACUAAUUAUCAAAACUAUUGAUCUCAAUGUGUUGGAUAUAUUCCCACCAUUGACUCAAGACAGUACAUUAAUAGUCACAAAGAGUUAUUAUCAUGUCUUUAUAACUUUGUAGUGAUGGUGUAUUAUGCAUGAUUAAUUCAUGUCAGAUUGAUAUUUUUACCAUAUGAUCUGCUUCUAAGGCCCAAGCCUUUCUGUAUUUACCGUUUCAUUUCUGAUAUAGUGCUAUUUUAAAUCUUUUAUUUGACUUUUUAUUUGUAGUAUUUUAUUAAUCUAUGAUAGUUUCUUCAAAAGAUGCAGAAAUGUCUGCUGUGUCUUCCAUGUAAUCACCGAAUAUUACUUGUAACUAUGAAAAACUAAAGCAAAUUUUAGUAAAACUCAACACUGAUACCAUAAGUUUUGAAAAAUAGCAUUAAACUGUACCAUUCACAAUGGACUUCUUAUGCUAAAAAUAAAUGGUGAGGUUGUAAUGAAUCUCAUUCUCAAUCAUUAAUAAAAAGAAAAGGAUCUGAAGAUUGUGUAAGCUUUAAUUAUUGAUAUUACUUGUUUGACAGUCUCUUGGAAGGGCAUUAUAUUAUAUUUUUGUCUUCCUUGAUACAAUGGCUAUGUUUCAAAUAGAAAUAAAUGAGGUAGCAGAA